Messenger RNA from Closterium sp. Yama58-4, 1242 nucleotides. The record is from the annotation of a GenBank genome assembly. Lineage: Eukaryota; Viridiplantae; Streptophyta; Zygnematophyceae; Desmidiales; Closteriaceae.
AUGCACCGCAACCACCCGACGGAGAAACGGGAGAUGCCGCGGGGAGCGCGGCGGGAUCGGAGCACAAUUCCGCGCAAGCGCAAGUGGAAUCCCUCCCAAGCGGCGCAACUGGAGCGCGCAUGCCCUGGUGGGGCGCGCCGCUUCUCUGCCUCGCGCUCCUGGCGACUGCAAGCGUCGUCGCUCGUGCUCCUCCCAGGCUUCUUAUUCGAGCUCAUCCAGUUCCUGCUGACGUGGCGCAGUCAGCGCAGUCGCCGCGAGCGCAUCCUCUCUCGAACCACCGCACAUUCAAUCGGAGAAUCUCUUAACGAAACCGAAUCUGCGCGUAUCCUUUCCGAGGAGGAUCCCGAUAUUCCGGAACUCGAACAGCAGUUGCAGCAGCACGCUUCUACCACGCCAAUCAGCCAACGCAGCCAACGCGACGAUACUUCCCCCUUACCUCAACCGCACACUACCCUCACCUCCCCUCCACUCCCCCCUCCUCUCACCCUCGUCCUCCUCCUCCUCCUCUCCGCGUGCGCACUCGCCCUCCAUUUCGCGCUCUGGAUUCUCUCCCUGCGUCUCACCUCCCUCGCGCACUCCCUCCUCUUCGUCUCCACGCCUCCGCUCCUCCUCGCGCUCGCGCAUCUCGUCUCCGGCGCGCCCCUCUCGCGCGCAGAAGCGCUGGGGACGCUGCUGGGGGGGGUGGGUGCGGCGGUAGUGGCGCUGGGGCGGAGUGCGGGGAUCAGCGGAGGCAGGAGCGGUGCUGGCAGGAGUUUGACCGGCGUUAGCUUGGGCAGCGGUGCUGGUGUCAGUGUUGAAAGCAGCAACAGCGUUGUUAUUGGUGGUAGUGCUGCUGGUGGUGGUGGCUUUGGUAGCGGUGGUUCUCUUGGUGGUGGUAAUAAUAACGAUGACGAUGCUGUAUCCAUGCAAGGGGAUGUGGCAGCACUGCUAGCAGCAGCAGCAUUCGUGGUGUAUGUGUGGCCCCUUGGCUGGCUCUCUCCCCCGUUCCUCGCACCCACGCUCUUCCUCGCCCUGGGCCCGGGGUACAUGGGCCACACGGGGCUCAACGCUCUCCUGCGCUACACCACACCGCUUGUCAUUGCCAUUGCAAUCACCGUCGAGCCCCCGCUCGGCUCGCUCAUUGGCUGGGCCAUCGGCCAGUCAGGCGCUCCAGAUGCUGCAACGUGGGUUGGGGGGGCGCUGAUGGUGGGUGCCACGCUCUGGGUGGCACUUGAAGCAGAGCGGGCGAGAGGGCGGGAAUGA